AACAUCUUCUAGUCAAGCGGCGAGCCUGACUGCAACCGUACUCCUCCACCGUCGCUUUGUUAUUCUUUUCCCUCAUCACACAAAAAAAACCCAAAGCCGCACGCGUGAGCUACACGCGCUUCCACGAUCUCAUCCUCUUUCCGAUCAUCGCAUCGAUCACCUUCUCCAUCUCCGAUAACAAUUGUGUCCGCUUCUCCCAGCUAUAGGACUACAAUCCCAGGGUCUCACAAAAUCCUAAUUAGGGUUUGUCACUGAAAUCGAUACCAUCGUCGUCUCGUCGCUGCAGAUUUGACUCUCAAAUCGUAACAUGUGAGAUUUGCUGGUUACGAAACCACGAGCAAAGAUGGUUGAUAAGAGUACUAAUAAUAAGAAGAGGAAAGAGUUCAUCAGUGAAGAAGACAUCGCCACUCUUUUGCAGAGAUAUGAUACUGCGACGAUACUGAAGUUGCUACAAGAAAUGGCUUAUUAUGCUGAUACUAAGAUGGAUUGGAAUGAGUUAGUGAAGAAGACUAGUACUGGAAUUACUAAUGCUAGAGAAUAUCAGUUGCUAUGGCGGCAUCUUGCUUAUAGAGACUCUCUUCUCCCUGUGGAAGAUAAUGCUCAACUUCUGAAUGAUGAUAGUGAUAUGGAGUGUGAAUUGGAAGCUUCCCCUGCAGUCAGUGUUGAUGUAGUAACAGAAGCUGUUGCGCAUGUAAAAGUGAUGGCUGCUUCCUAUGUGCCAAGUGAGUCCGAUAUUCCAGAAGACUCAACUGUUGAGGCUCCCAUGACCAUUAACAUACCAUACGGCCUGUAUAGGGGUGCUCAGGAACCAUCAGACUCGUAUUGGUCAUCAAGAGGAAUGAAUAUCACCUUUCCCGUUUCUCUUCCGAAAGCAGCUGAGGGACAUAAUGGAAACGGUUUACCCAGUAGUAUGGCUCCUCGGAAGAGAAGAAAAAAAUGGUCAGCUGAGGAGGAUGAGGAGCUCAUUGCUGCUGUGAAGCGACAUGGUGAAGGCAGCUGGGCCCUUAUUGCUAAGGAAGAAUUUGAAGGAGAGCGAACACCCUCACAACUCUCACAGCGGUGGGGGGCUAUAAGGAGAAGGUGUGAUACUUCAAACACUUCUACCCAAACUGGCCUACAGCGAACAGAAGCACAAAUGGCAGCUAAUCGUGCAUUAUCUUUAGCGGUGGGAAAUCGGGUACCCUCAAAAAAACUUGCAGUAGGUACACCUCCAAUGCCUUCAUCUGGUACCACCACAGGAGCACAAGCCAAUGGUGCCAACAGUGGCAGUACAUUGCAAAGUCAACAAAAGUCUCAGCCACAAGUUCAAGCUUUGCCACGGGCAACUACACCAGCUCCAACAGUAAAAUCUCGAGUUCCUGCAAAGAAGACAACAACAAAUUCCACAUCGAGAGCAGCACUAGUGACAGCUAAUUCAGUAGCUGCAGCAGCCUGUAUGUCUGGCCUGGCAACUGCUGUAUCAGUGCCAAAGACUGAACCAGGAAAGAAUGCUGUUUCUGUGUUGGUGCCGAAGGUCGAACCCGUAAAAACCGCUUCCACAGCCUCUUUGCCUCGUUCUUCUGGUAUAUCAUCAGCACUGAAUGCUGAGCCUGUAAAAACCGCUUCGGCAGUCUCUGUGCCUCGUCCAUUAGGUAUCAUUUCUGGACCAAAGGCUGAGUCUGUAAAAACCGCCGCUUCUGCAGCCUCUUUACUUCGUCCCUCAGGUAUUAUAUCAGCACCAAAGGCUGAGCCUGUAAAAACCGCCACUUCUGCAGCAUCUCGUCCAUCAGGUAUUCAAUCAGCACCAAAGGCUGAGCCUGUAAAACCCGCUGCGUCUGCAGCCUCUUUGCCUCGUCCACCAGGUAGUAUAUCAGCACCAAUGGCUGAGCCUGUAAAAACCGCUCCUGCAGCCUCUGUGCCUCGUCCAUCAAAUAUUCUAUCAGCACCAAUGGCGGAGCCUGUCAAAACCGGUCCUGCAGCCUCUGUGCCUCGUCCAUCAAAUAUUCUAUCAGCACCAAAGGCUGACCCAGUAAAGAGUGUUUCAGCUACUGUCAGUAACACUAAAGCAUUUGGACCUUCGAAUUUAAGGCAUGCAGUUAAUGGAAGCCCAAACCACACAAUAUCUUCAUCACCCUCUAAUAAACCUUCACUUAUGACUCCUCUCUCCAAAGGAUCUACAAUCCAGAAUAAUUCAGUUCCUCCUAGUUUUGCAUCGUCAAGGUUGGUCGCUACGCAGAAAGUUCCUGCAGCUACUUUAAUGCCACAAAAGCCAAGUGUUGGAGCGGCACUUAAUGCAUUUUCCAAGCCGGUUGGUGUACAAAAAGAGCAAACUCAGGGAAACAGAGCAAGCCCGUUGGUUACAACAACUCUUCCGGCAAAUAAAACCUUCCCAACAAAUUCAGUGAUUAGCACAUCAAAAGUGGUCGCUACGAAAGUGGAGACUCCUCCUAGUCUUAUGCCUAAGAAAAACCAAGUAGUUGACAGUUGCAUCGAUAAGAGUUCGUUGGAUAAACCACCUGAAAAAGAAAGUAGUAGUACCACGGCGUCACCUCUAGUUGCAGCUACAGCUGAAUCAAAAUCCAAAGAUGAAGCAAGUAACAGGGAAAGUCAACAUGUUGCAACCGUCACAGGGACCAGGCAGAAGGAGUUGUAGUUCAUUUACUGCAUUGUUUUGGUGCUUUCAUUAAUGUUUUUUUUCUUAGGACUCAGACAAGAAUAUGAUGAUGUACAGUAGGACCUCCUAAAUAUAAGGUUCUUACUACUAAUUAGUAAUAUGGGUUUUAAUUUA
Messenger RNA from Camelina sativa (false flax), 2767 nucleotides. The record is from RefSeq and is a predicted model, not a curated record. NCBI's taxonomy places the organism in Eukaryota, Viridiplantae, Streptophyta, Magnoliopsida, Brassicales, Brassicaceae.